Messenger RNA from Plectropomus leopardus (leopard coralgrouper), 705 nucleotides. It is a transcript of the gene helt, whose product is annotated as helt bHLH transcription factor. The record is from RefSeq and is a predicted model, not a curated record. Gene Ontology annotation, molecular function: protein dimerization activity; DNA binding. Gene Ontology annotation, biological process: regulation of DNA-templated transcription. Lineage: Eukaryota; Metazoa; Chordata; Actinopteri; Perciformes; Serranidae.
AUGGCAUCAAAAAUGAAAGACAGGAAGAGAACUCCCAUCUCUCACAAAGUCAUUGAGAAACGAAGACGGGACCGCAUUAAUCGCUGCCUUAACGAAUUAGGAAAAACUGUACCAAUGGCACUAGCAAAACAGAACUCUGGAAAACUGGAGAAAGCUGAAAUCUUGGAAAUGACAGUUCAGUACCUGCGAGCUCUUCACUCGGCGGAUUUCCCCCGUGGGAGAGAAAAAGGUGAACUGCUGGCUGAGUUUGCAAACUACUUCCACUACGGAUACCAUGAGUGCAUGAAGAACCUUGUGCACUACCUGACCACCGAGGACAGGGCUGAAACCAAAGACAUCAAGUACGCGCGCAUCCUCGCCUUCCUACAGUCUAAAUCCCGUGUGGUCACCGAGCCAGUGUUCGGCUCAGUCGGCUCAAUGCCGGAACCGACUGACUACCUCAGUCAGCUGCACUCCUCCCCGGAGCACCAAAGCCACAGCCCGUCUGACUCCGUGUACCAGCAGAGUCCACCGGGACACUUCUCCUGGCAUGGCACGACCCGCAGCCCGGGCCUCUCGUACCCAACGGUGCCGCUCUCUGCGCACACACAGCAGCACGGCGGAUACUUAUCACCGGUGCAAGGACUCGAUCACCAUUAUUUCAACUUCAUCGGUCACACGCACGCGAACACGUUUAGUUUGCACAGUGCGCAGCACGCCAUGUAA